Molecule: messenger RNA, 181 nt
Organism: Entrophospora candida
Lineage: Eukaryota; Fungi; Glomeromycota; Glomeromycetes; Entrophosporales; Entrophosporaceae
Source: the annotation of a GenBank genome assembly
AUGCAAAUAGUUAAAGAAUUGAUUAAGGAAGCAAUUCAAAACCCAUUAAAAAGAAAUACUCAUAAUGGAGAAGAUGGAGAGACAUCUGAAAAGAAAAGUGACAAUAAAAGAUAUCGUGUUUCUGACAUUUUUGAAUUACCAGCAACUAGAUUAAUUGGUAAUGAUCAUUUUCCUGAAUACC